AUGGAGGAGCUCCGCAAGUCUAUGCUUGUGGCUUUGAUCCUCGCGGUCACCUGCUCCGUUGCGGUUGCCUAUGAUCCCCUCGACCCGACAGGCAACAUUACAAUCAAGUGGGAUAUCCAGUCAUGGACACCUGACGGGUACGUCGCCAUGGUGGCGAUGAACAACUACCAGCAGUACCGCCAGAUCAUGGCGCCUGGGUGGACGCUGGGGUGGUCGUGGGCCAAGAAGGAGGUGAUCUGGUCCAUCGUGGGAGCGCAGGCGACCGAGCAGGGCGACUGCUCCAAGUUCAAGGGCGGCAUCCCGCACUGCUGCAAGCACACGCCCUCCGUCGUCGACCUCCUCCCCGGCGUCCCCUACAACCAGCAGAUCGCCAACUGCUGCCGUGGCGGCGUCAUCUCCGCCUACGGCCAGGACCCCGCCGGCUCGCUCUCGGCGUUCCAGGUCUCCGUGGGGCUCGCCGGGACCACCAACAAGACCGUGAAGCUGCCCAAGAACUUCACGCUCAUGGGCCCCGGGCUCGGCUACACCUGCGGCCCCGCCACCAUCCGGGCGCUGACCCCCGGGGUGAACACGCCCAAGAAGGACGGGGCGCAGCUGCUGCAGUGCACCAACCACAUGUGCCCCAUCCGGGUGCACUGGCACGUCAAGCUCAACUACAAGGACUACUGGCGCGCCAAGAUCGCCGUCACCAACUUCAACUACCGCAUGAACUACACGCAGUGGACGCUCGUCGCCCAGCACCCCAACCUCAACAACGUCACAGAGGUCUUCAGCUUCCAGUACAAACCCCUCCUCCCCUACGGGAACAUCAACGACACCGGCAUGUUCUACGGCCUCAAGCUCUACAACGACCUGCUCAUGGAGGCCGGCCCCUUCGGCAACGUGCAAUCGGAGGUGCUCAUGCGCAAGGACGAUAGGACCUUCACCUUCAGCCAGGGAUGGGCCUUCCCACGCAAGAUCUACUUCAACGGCGACGAGUGCAAGAUGCCGCCGCCCGACUCCUACCCCUACCUGCCCAACUCCGCGCCGCUUGUGACGCCGCGUUCCGUCAUCACCGCUGCCUCGGCGUGCUUGCUCGUGCUGCUCCUGCAGGUGGCAUGA
Messenger RNA from Triticum turgidum subsp. durum (durum wheat), 1101 nucleotides. The record is from the annotation of a GenBank genome assembly. NCBI's taxonomy places the organism in Eukaryota, Viridiplantae, Streptophyta, Magnoliopsida, Poales, Poaceae.